AUUACAUUCACGUUUUGCAUUGCACUUAACAGUACUUAAAUGAUGGUAUGUAUGAUGAUGCGAUGGUCCGUGCCUUGUUGUAGAAACAGAGACCCCGAAGACAACCAAGUGCGGGGGUUUGCUAUUUACACAUCCUAUUUUCUUCUUGCCCAUCUGGUAGUGGUUGCAAGCUGCGAAACAUGGCAUAUGCGACAACGACGGGGAGUGCAGGGCCCAUCGGCAUAGUCAGGCAGGAAGGAUUCCAGCUGCCCUCGCCAGCCAACAGCAACGCUUCCAACUCGCCAGGAUCCGAUCCCCCCCCGACAUCCCCGCCUCCAGACGCCACCCCCUCGUCCUCCUCGUUCAUGCACAACAGCAGCGUCUCCUACAUCCACGACGCCUUCCGCAAGUUCCCCUCUCACCAUGCAAAUCAAAAUGCGACCCCAACCUCUGCUGCCGUCGACAUCGCAGACGAGCUCGCGAGUCUGAUCGAUCCCCACUCUCACCUGUCUUCGUCAGCCCAACCACACUCCCCAAACACCUAUGAAGAACCAUACAGUCAUAAUAUAUUCGACAUAUCUGCCCACCCUACCACCUCACACCACCCUCCCCACCCUUUUGCUUUUGCCCGCUCCUCGUCUUCAGCCACUGACAUGUAUCCCUCCCAACCCGACGUGCCCCUCCAGACACACUCUGGCCACUUCAACACCACCGGGGCCCCUCUCAACUCUGCCAUGCGCUUCGACACACACACAGACCCUCCUUCCCACCUCUCCCAAUUUAGGCACACUCCCUCUCCCUCUCAUCGCUCCCGUUCACGAUCCCGCGCUCCAUCUGUGGGUCCAGCCAGGGCUGCCGCUGUACGCAGGGACAGACGCGCGAGCUCCAUCUCCUCUCAUGUCAGCAGUACCUCUCCUCCACCCCGCCCUCAUGCCAUCCUUAUCCCAGGUCGCGGAUCCACCGCCAUGGGCGGCUUCUUCGUCCCUGGUCAGGCCCAAACACCAAACAUCUCAACAGCAGCGGUCCACCCUUGUGAUUACAACCUUCCCACUCCCGAAAGCCUCUCCCACUCCUUCGGCUAUGGAUCUCACCACAACAGUAACAUUCCAAAUCACGGUCAAUUCGGAACUUAUGCAUCGCCCUCUUCCCCAUAUUACACGUACAAUUCUGCCCCUCCACCUCGUCCCGGGACUCCGACCAGUUUGGGCAUCUCCCCCUCCGAUGUCGAUGCCUUCGGCGGCAUCGCCAUCACCAACGGGUUAAACAUGUCUGCCGUGCCUAUGGGUACACCUUGCUCCGUCCAUCCUUCCAGUUUACCCGCGACCGUAAGCGCCCCGCUUUCUGGCGGUCCACUCCAUCCCGGAUCUCAUUCAGUGUCUUCCCCUUCGUCUACAAAGAUGACACCCGCAGCGAGCGGAUUAGCUUCCGCCCCAAAACAACCGGACUCGUACCCUGACAAUCAGCUGUCAGAGAAACGUCGAAAACGACGAGAGUCUCAUAAUGCAGUGGAAAGAAGGAGACGGGACAAUAUCAACGAACGGAUCGGUGAACUUGCAGGCCUCAUUCCUGGCGUCUUGUUCGAGUGUGACAGUAAGUGAUCUUUCAUCUAGUUCGCGGGCCGUGCUGACGUACGUCGCUUCGCUCAAACAAUAUCUCAAUUGAAAUCUGCGGAACGUGGCCGUGCGUGCGUGCUCAGCCCCCUUGGUCGUUUCAACCGCG
Molecule: messenger RNA, 1698 nt
Organism: Pisolithus orientalis
Lineage: Eukaryota; Fungi; Basidiomycota; Agaricomycetes; Boletales; Pisolithaceae
Exons: 1
Coding region: 180-1577 (465 amino acids)
Biological process (GO): regulation of transcription by RNA polymerase II
Cellular component (GO): nucleus
Molecular function (GO): protein dimerization activity; RNA polymerase II cis-regulatory region sequence-specific DNA binding; DNA-binding transcription factor activity, RNA polymerase II-specific
Source: RefSeq, a predicted model, not a curated record